GUGGGCAAUUAGGAGGGGAAGCAAAGCAAUAAGUGGCAGACUUUGUGAGCAAUCUUGUGAAUAAAUUAAAUCAAUGUAGGGAACCCUUUUUGCAGGUAGACUCUGCCCUCCCAGCUCAGCCAGGAAAUAGGGGCCCAAGGACAGAGAGUGCUGGCGGGAUCUGGUUUUGGACGGCAAGCGACACGGCUGAUCCCGCCGUACAGUUUAAAUGUCGAGAAUAAGAAAACGGCAAAAAGCGCAAAGUUAAACCGAAAACUGGAAUUUGCAAAAUCCCGAAUGAACUUUUUGUUUACGACCUAAGUCGGGAGUUGCCACAUCUGCUCACUAAGGAGUGGAGAAUAAGGCGAGGGAAGGCCUUCGUCGAUCAGCCGCGGCCUCCGGGUUUGCUGAGUGACUCCGGCAGAAACGCCGCGCGGCCGCUCGGACUAUGGCCGAGGUCAGUCGCGAUGUGUUCGGGACGCUGCCGGACGGGCGGCUGGUUCACCGGUUCACGCUGCGCUCCGACUCGGUGAAGCUGUCAGUGUUGAGCUUCGGAGGCAUUCUAACCAGCCUGGAGACCGGGGACCGGCACGGAGAACUGGCAGACAUCGUCCUGGGCUUCGAUCACUUGCAAGGUUAUAUUAACAAGCAUCCAUACUUUGGGGCAGUGAUUGGCCGUGUUGCAAAUCGAAUUGCAGGAGGGAAAUUUAGUAUUGAUGGAAAGGAAUAUCAGCUGCCCAUUAAUAAUGGGCCAAACAGUAUACAUGGUGGCUUGAAAGGAUUUGACAAGGUGCUUUGGACAUCCGAAAUAUUAUCAAAUGGAGUGAGGUUUUCCAUGACAAGUGCUGAUGGUGAAGAAGGGUAUCCUGGAGAGCUGAAAGUCUGUGUGACGUACAGUCUUGAUGGAGCAGUGCUGGCUAUUAAUUACAAGGCCCAAACCACUGAGACCACCCCUGUAAACCUGACCAAUCAUUCCUAUUUCAAUCUGGCAGGACACGGAUUCCCUAAUAUUUAUGAUCAUGAGGUUUCUAUAGAAGCAGAGAACUACCUGCCGGUCGAUAAAACAUCAAUUCCAACUGGAGAGAUUGCUGCGGUGGAGAACACAGGUUUUGACUUGAGGAACCCGGUAGUUCUUGGAGACCAUAUCGCAAAUAAGUUACCUGGAGGCUUUGACCACAACUUCUGUUUAAAUUCCUCAAAACAACAAUCUCCUUGUGCAAGGGUUUACCACCAGCCAAGUGGCAGGUUACUGGAGAUCGAGACCACGCAGCCUGGAGUUCAGUUCUACACUGCCAAUUUUCUGGAUGGGAGUUUGAAGGGCAAAGGAGGGGCUGUGUACCCUAAGCAUUCAGCUUUUUGUUUGGAAACUCAGAAUUGGCCUGAUGCUGUUAACAAGGCAAAUUUCCCAGAUGCAUUGUUGAGACCCGGCGAGGAAUAUGACCAUACAACAUGGUUUAAGUUCUCUGUACUUUAACAGCUGUAAUGUAGGUAGUUCGAGUUUCAGUUGUCAUACUUUAAUCAAAACACUUGCUUUACUUUUAAUAUUUUUUUAAAAAUCACGGUGGUGGGGUGUUGGUUAGGUAAAACAUUAAUACUAACUAUUUGUGAGGAAAAUUAAAUCGUGUGCAGUAUUUACUCAUUGUGCCCAUACGUUGAGCAAUGCAUACCAAGAAUGAGCAUUUAUCUUAGAGUAUUUCCUAAAAACCAGAGAUGUCUUAAAUUAUAUACCAUCUCAGAUUCAAUCUAUUUGGGAAGGCAGAAACACUUAGAAAAUUGGAUAUUUAAUACUAGCCAAACCCUUAGCAAUUGUCAAUUUGCCCAUAAUAAAAUAAUGCUCAAAGAUCUGCAUUUCCCAUAGAACCAAAAUACAUGUAAAUGAGUAAAAUGAAUCCUAACAUCUGUAACUUAGUACUUCUAAUAAAAAUAAAACUUGUAUAAAU
Messenger RNA from Chiloscyllium plagiosum (whitespotted bambooshark), 1919 nucleotides. RefSeq names its product galactose mutarotase (gene galm). NCBI's taxonomy places the organism in Eukaryota, Metazoa, Chordata, Chondrichthyes, Orectolobiformes, Hemiscylliidae. Gene Ontology annotation, biological process: beta-D-galactose catabolic process via UDP-galactose, Leloir pathway; glucose metabolic process. The record is from RefSeq and is a predicted model, not a curated record. Gene Ontology annotation, molecular function: aldose 1-epimerase activity; carbohydrate binding.